This is a messenger RNA of Phycodurus eques (leafy seadragon), 1588 nucleotides long. It is a transcript of the gene gmnn, whose product is annotated as geminin DNA replication inhibitor. Gene Ontology annotation, biological process: negative regulation of DNA replication; negative regulation of cell cycle. The coding region runs from base 110 to 1042 and encodes 310 amino acids. NCBI's taxonomy places the organism in Eukaryota, Metazoa, Chordata, Actinopteri, Syngnathiformes, Syngnathidae. The transcript is spliced from 7 exons. The record is from RefSeq and is a predicted model, not a curated record. Gene Ontology annotation, cellular component: nucleus.
GUCACGUAUUUAAGCGAGCGGCGCGAGUUUUUGUGAAGAUGAGCCGUUUCCUUGUUCUCCGUCAACAGUUUGUGCACAUCGUUUUCACACCAGACUUGUGGAGUCAAAGAUGAGUUUCGGCUCCAAAGUGAGACUCAGCCAAGCCAAGUCCAACGAAAACGCCAAAAGUUUUUCCUCUCAAGCUGCAAAGUCCGCAAUGAGUUCUUCGAGGCCGACGCUGCAGGUCCUCCAGCCCUUGGCGGUCAACAGAGAUUUGGGCUUGCCCACUAAGGCGGGAAAGGGCACCAUCCCCAAACGUAAACAGUGGCUUGCUGAGCAAAGCAGAGGCUUGAAAAAGGCGAAGGUGGAAGUGAAGUCAACGCAGACCGAAGAGGUUUCCACUUGGAACGAGGGCCCGUCCAAUGAAGCCUACCAGCUUAUGGUCCAAGAAACUCCUCCUCCUGCUUACUGGAAAGAUGUGGCGGAAGAGCGUCGCAAGGCUUUGUUCAAUGUUCUACAGGAGAAUGAGAAGCUGCACAAAGACAUCGAGGCCAAAGACGAGCAGAUCGCCCGGUUGAAGAGCGACAACGAAGAACUGCGCGAGCUGGCCGACCACGUGGAGUACAUGGCUGACAUGAUCACGAGGCUGACUGGGAAGGGACCAGACAACCUGGAAGAAAUGAGGGGCCUUGCGCUGGAUGAGUAUGACGAAGCUGAGGAACAAGAGGAAGCUGAAGAGGAGGAAGAUGCGACUGAUGAAGCUGUAGAGGAGGAAGAUGAUGACGGUGCAGAAAAGGAGGAAGAUGCGACUGAUGAAGCUGUAGAGGAGGAGGAAGAUGAUGACGGUGCAGAAAAGGAGGAAGAUGCGACUGAUGAAGCUGUAGAGGAGGAGGAAGAUGAUGACGGUGCAGAAAAGGAGGAAGAAGCGACUGAUGAAGCUGUAGAGGAGGAAGAUGACGACGGUGCAGAAAAGGAGGAAGUUGCAAAUAAUGAAGCUGAAGAUUGUUGUCCGAGUGAAGCAGAGGAACAAACAUCAGACCACAACGAAGAGCAGCGGGAAUAACUGCAAUGGAAGUCGUUCCAAAGUGACUCCUGAAAGUAACUUAUACAUUUUCUUUUAAAUUGGAAGUGUUUAAACUUGUUCCGCAACAGUAAGAGCAGUGUCCUUGAACGCGUCCUCAGUCGCCUUGCUCAUGUUACGACAGAAAGCAAAUGAUCGGAUGCUGCUUGUCUUUACAAACGUGAGGACUUGUUCCACAUUUGUUUUCAUUUCCUGACAGAUGCUUGAAUUUUUUUUUUUGUUUGUUGCCUGUGAAACUGUACAUUGUAUUUUAAAAUAAAAUUUUUACACAAUAUGUCUUAAACUGUUUCAUCUGUACCAGUAGUCGCCAACCUUGCUGAAAGUGCGACUUUCUGGGGACUGAUGAAUGCCGCCAGUUGGAUAAACAAAAUGAGGGUUCCUACACUUAAAUUCCAUACUGUUUUGAGACUCUAAUUUCCAGACUCCUGUAGAAAAUAAAGUUGACAUUUGAGUAACUGUGCAUCACUUUGAUGAUAUGGCCAAAUAAUUUCCAGUAGAUUGUAGCAAAGUAAUGUAGCUCAUGCAAAU